AUGGACGCACUUGAAAAGUUGAAUCAACACUUAGAAGAUUACCCAUACGUCGGAGGUUUCACACUAUCUGACGCGGAUUUUCAAACUUGGAAGGGACUAUCGGCCGUAGAAGUAGUACCAUACGACCACGUCACUCGUUGGUAUCGAAAUAUCGCCACAUAUCAAGAAGAAUUCUGCACAGCAAAAACGCAAACGACAACAAUGCAGCUGAUUGACAAAGACUCCGUUGAAGAACUUUCUUCAUUGAUCUUGCAAUCGCUUUCGAAGACGAAUGAAGAACUAAACUCGAUUUUGUUGGCUGCCGAGUUAAACAUUGAUCAUCAAAAGGUUACGGGUGCAAUUCGAAGUCUGCUUGCUCAUGAAGGGUUGAUUUCUACUAAAGAUGUGUCUGAAAAACGAAUUCAACUCAGCGAGGAAGGCUUAGAUAUGGCAAAUCACGGAUCACACGAGUAUAAACUCUUCAUGACUGUUGGUGUAAACGGAGUCUCACAAAAGGAAGUUCAGGCUCUUCCUUUUGCAAAAGUUGGAAUUCCAAAAGCCAUGGCUGCAAAAUGGAUUGGUACAGUCAAAGAGGGAAAUGAUGUCAAGUUAGUGCAAAAGAUCGCUCCCGAAUCGGUGUUGGAUAAGGUUGGUGAACUUUUGAAACAAAUCAAACUUGGAAGCAAGUUUGAUGACAAAGAAAUGGCUGAUCUAAAGAAGAGAAAACUCGUGAGCGAAGUGGUGAUUAAAGGGUUUCUUGUUGGCAAGGGCUCCAAGUUCUCGACUGAAAUCUCGAAACCAGAGCUCGACUUAACGGCAGAAAUGAUUCAAAAUAAAACGUGGACGGACAAAACUUUCAAGAAAUACAAUUUUGAUGCGCUUGGUGUUGAGCCGCCGAGUGGACACUUGCACCCUUUGAUGAAGGUUCGUAGUGAGAUUCGUCAAAUUUUCUUCCAAAUGGGCUUUUCUGAAAUGCCCACAAAUCGCUAUGUGGAAAGCUCGUUCUGGAAUUUUGAUGCACUCUUUCAACCACAACAACAUCCAGCUCGUGAUGCUCAUGAUACAUUCUUUAUUGAAGGUUUAUUGAGAAGUCAAAAGUACAAGUAUAACUGGAAAGAGGAAGAAGCGCAGAAAAAUGUUUUGAGAACUCACACGACUGCUGUCUCGGCAAAGCAACUGUUCUUGUUGGCUGGUGAGGGAAAGAAUGCGUAUCGGCCGGCUAAAAUGUUUUCUAUUGACCGCGUUUUCCGAAAUGAAACGCUUGAUGCUACACAUUUGGCUGAAUUUCAUCAGGUUGAAGGUGUCAUUGUGGAAAGAAAUUUGUCUUUGGCUCAUUUGAUUGGAAUCUUUACCGAGUUCUUCAAAAAGUUAGGAAUCGAAAAUUUGAAGUUCAAGCCGACUUACAACCCAUACACCGAGCCUAGCAUGGAAAUUUUUGCUUAUCACGAGGGUCUUCGCAGGUGGGUUGAAAUUGGAAACAGUGGAAUGUUCCGUCCCGAAAUGUUGUUGCCGAUGGGUUUUCCGCCAAAUGUGAAUGUAGCCGGUUAUGGAUUGUCACUUGAAAGGCCAACUAUGAUUCGCUAUGGAAUUAACAACAUCCGGGAUCUUUUUGGACCAAAAGUUGAUUUGGAGAUGAUUCAAAAAGCACCAAUUUGCAGAUUGGAUAAGACUAGU
Mesorhabditis belari is the source of this 1653-nucleotide messenger RNA. NCBI's taxonomy places the organism in Eukaryota, Metazoa, Nematoda, Chromadorea, Rhabditida, Rhabditidae. The record is from the annotation of a GenBank genome assembly.